Molecule: messenger RNA, 555 nt
Organism: Cannabis sativa
Lineage: Eukaryota; Viridiplantae; Streptophyta; Magnoliopsida; Rosales; Cannabaceae
Exons: 2
Coding region: 1-555 (184 amino acids)
Molecular function (GO): RNA-DNA hybrid ribonuclease activity; nucleic acid binding
Source: RefSeq, a predicted model, not a curated record
AUGGAGGAAGUGGCUGUGGUGAGUUGGGCUAUUUGGCGCGCGCGGAAUGAAUUUGUUUGGCAAAAGAAGAGUUGGUCUGCAUCAAAUAUCGUUGCAUCAGCUAGAAUCGUGCUUGAUCAUUAUAAAUUUGCUCAAGGAAGGAAGGGUCUUUCGUUGGCUCCGUUGGAUGAUGGGGGGCGAAAUCUUGAGCGUUGGAUUGCACCUGAGUUAAACAAGAUCAAAGUUAAUGUUGAUGGGGCUUUAUUUGAACAAGAGGGGCGCUUUGGCAUAGGUUGUGUAGCUCGAAAUCAUCAUGGUGCUAUGGUUGAAGCUUUCAAGAAGGAGAAGUUUGGUUGUGUUCAACCUAAAAUUGCUGAGAUAAUAGGCAUUAAAGAAGCUUUGAGUUGGAUUGUAACUCAUUCAUGUGAUAGAGUUAUGUUGGAAACAGAUAGCUUGGUGUGUGUCCAAGCGAUUCAAAGUGGUAUUUUUAUGCCUUCACAGUUUGGUCUUAUUGUUCAAGAUGUCGUGUGCUUCAGCUGGAGGACUGUUCCUCUGAAGUGCGUUCUAUUGUUUUGA